GUGCUGAGUGUGAAUCACACGGCCGGGGGAGGAUGGUUGUGGAGAGGUCCCCUCUAGAUGGAGCUGUGUGUGUGUGUGAAGGCUGUAGGGAUACCUGAGCCGGCUGAAAAAUGACGAGUUGAGCACAGCCCAGCCUCCAGCUUCCCAGUGUGAGUCAGCGCGGUACCUGGAUCUGAGGGCAGGCAGCGGGGGGAACAACAGCGACGCAGGAAUGGAAUGAAAUGGGAGCUUCUGAUCCCACCACCAGCAGCGACUGCAAGUCCACCAAGGGCUGGCGCAACCGAGAGCAGAGCUAAGCGCAGAUUCGGAAUUGGACUCGCUCGGAUUAUCCUGACCGACCCAGCUCUGCGGAUGGCCGCUGUUGAUUCCUGCCAUGGUAGAUGUAGGUGAAAUGAGGAAGACUUUCCUCGUCCCGGAGAUCAAACCCCUGGACCAGUACGACUUCUUCAGAGCGAAGAUUGCGGGAAGUCUAUCCUGGCUCCUGGUCAAAUCCUACGGAUCAGAGAAUGUUCCGGAUGAGCUGAGGGAGCCGUUUUACACAGACCAAUAUGACCAGGAGCACAUCAAACCGCCGGUCAUCCGUCUGCUGCUUUCCUCGGACAUCUACUGCCGGGUCUGCGGCCAGAUCGUACCGCACGAUGAGGCCAGCCCACCUCAGGACAACAUGGCUGUCCUACAGGCUCUGUCACGGAAAGGACUCCAGGUGAAGGACCAGGAGGCGGUGGUGACUGAGGCUGACCUCCGCAAGAAACCCAUCAAAAUGGGUGCCCACUUGGCUGUUAUUGAUGGCCUGAUGACUGCGUACAUGAUGGAAACACUGCGUGGCAGGAAAGUGGCACUGGACACAGAGGGAAUGGGGAGCCACAGUCCGUCAAAAGAAGUCUUAGCCAGUACGGAGUACAGUCUGCUGCUCUGGGUUGAUAAGAUAAACCAGAAGUUAAAAGAUGUCUCUGAACGACUGCACCAGCUCAGACUACAGCCUGGCGUAGACAAUCCAACAAGCCAAGGGUGUCCCACCAAGUGGUAUUGGAAGCUAGUUCCUCAUGCCAUCGCUUUUUGUUUGAAGGAGUCUGAGAAUAAGCCUCCUAUGUGGCUAUUUCAAUCCUUGUUGUCUGUACAAUUGUGCUUGGGACAUCACUACUGUCCAGAUGUUCUACGGUUGCAAGAUGUUUGCCUGAAGGAGACCAUGUCCGUUGCUGACAGUCUGUACAACUUGCAACUGAUUGUGGAAUUCACCCAGGAGUAUCUCGGCAACUGUUGUCACCUGGGCCUGGAGGAUAUGCUGUACACUCCACCAGUGUUAAAGAUUAACAUCUUGACGUUUGUAGCUGAGCUGUUCUGGUGGUUUGAAGUCCUGAAGCCAGAGUUUGUUCGACCAAGAGAGAUUCCGGAUCUGGACGAUGCUUCCAGAAGCGGAUCUGACACCCCCUCGGGGGCCGAAAACACCAGUCGAUUACCAGCAUUCCUCCUGAAGCAGCCCUUCCUGCCUGUGAUCCAACAAACGUCCCCUUCGCAAAGCAGCUCAGGUCCUCUGAAUCACUCUACCUCAAUGUCGCAAGUUGAUUUCUUUGGAAAGGCGUGGACGAAGAAACAACUGAAGAGGCCAUUGUCCCAAGCAGUGUCCUUCAGCAUUCCCUUUGGAUUGGACAGCGACGUGGACAUUGUCAUGGGGAAUCCGGUCGGAUUGAUGAGGUCGGUGAGCUCCGACAGCCUGAGCUCCAACACCUACCGGUCUCACAGCUGCCUACCGCGGGCUGCUGACAACCAGGAGCCGGGGAGCGAGAACGGGCCUGUCGCGUCUCCCAGAGCAGCCAGGAAGGCCUCGCCGUUGGCGAACAAGAUGGCCGAGAGCGAACGUCAGCCACCGGUUGAAAACGGGGUGGUUGGCGACCACAACAACUGUGCGGAGCUGCCGACCAUCGAAGAAGCGCUGCAGAUAAUCCACAACACUGACAAGCUGGAGCCCAGACUCCGUCCCGAGGGCGCACCAGAUGGCUUCUUCCUUCACCGGCCUGAUCUGUCCGAAGAUUUCCUAAAGCCCGAGGGCGGCCAGUCCAAACUUGACCUCCAUCCUCCCUAUCCACCGGCAGACACACCCCAGGAGAGCGGGCUCCUCCCCCCCUCUGAGGACCGAGUGAGUGGCAGAGCCGCUUCGUCUGAAGAUGGCAACUUCUCCCGGGACGACGACUCCGUCCUCAGGGACAACAGCUUGGAGUCGGACGGUGAGGACUCUUCGAGGCCGGCCCAGGAGGAGAAGGACUACGCCAGCAAGGACGAGUGCACGUCCUGCCUCAGCUCCCUCAGCUCACAGGCUGAGAGCGUGGCGUCGUCCGGCUCGGGCGUGAAGAUGACCAACUUCGCCGAGCGCAAGAUGAAGAAGAUGAGCAGCGCGCCGGACUCCAAGUCGAGCAGCUCGCAGAAGACGACGCCGGACAGCUCCGAGCUCAACGACCAGCAGAUGGCGACGUGGGCUCAGAGGCCCGACGACAGCCCCAGCCAAAACCAGGCCCUGGCCUCUGAGAUGACCCAGCUGGGGAUCCGGUUGGAGGAGAAACGGCGAGCGAUCGAGGCGCAGAAGAAGCGGAUUGAGGCCAUCUUCGCCAAGCACCGGCAGAGGCUGGGCAAGAGCGCGUUCCUGCAGCUGAAGAGGAAGGAGGAAGGCGGGGAGCGGGAGAAUGGAGUGUCGGCGGAUGAGGACAGGAGGAAGCUCUCCCUGGAGGAGAGGUUGUCGAGAAUUGAGGACGAGGAGGAAAACGAAAGCCCAAUACAGCCCGAGUUCAAGGACCGGGGUGGCCAGGCGUUGGAUAAAGACCGUGAGGCAGGCCCCGGCGGGAACCUUGGGGAGAAAGAUGCCAAACCGAGACGGCCGGAGUCUCCAAGGGAGCCAGAGGUGGACGCGGACAUGGGCGAGUACAACAACGCCGUGGCUAAGCUUAACUCGGCGCUGUCCUCGCUGCAGCUCGACAUGCAGCGCCUGGCCCAGCAACAGGAGAGUCUGAUGGAGAGGAAGAACGUGCAGGCUUGGGUGAUCCCGGUUCCCAAAGCCUCCUCUCAGAGGCCGCCCCGCUCAGCUGAGUUCUCCUCUCCCUCGCCCUCGCGCAAGCCGGUUUCCUCCGGGACACGCUCCCCCCAGUCCGGCCCCAAGAAGGUGUCCGGAGCGGCGACCGCAGCUCCACCCAAGAGCCCCAGGCACUCCCGGCCCGCUGAGCUGAAGAUCACGCCGCUGACCCGCGUGCUCACUCCUCCGCAGAGCGUGGACUCCUUGCCCCACCUGCGCAAGUUCUCGCCCAGCCAGGUCACCGUCCAGACCAAGUCUUCCAUCUGCUUCGGCGAGGACAGCGAGGAGGAGCAGCAGGACCUCAGCGUGAGGUCCAAGCCACGUCCGCUGGGGCCCGUGGUGAGCUGCAGCCUAGCAGAAGGGCCCCUGGAACCUGACAGGCCGACCCCUGACCUGGAGAGCGAGGGUAACCUCAGGCCUGUGGGGCCUGUCGUCGCCCGGAAAGCGGAGGAGCAGCCCGACAGCAGCAAGAAGGACAGUUCAUCUGCCGUCAAAAGGACUAGUUUGAUUGAGAUACCGCUCUCCUCUUUGAGAGGCCACGAGGAAGGUGAGGACGGGCCAGAGAACGCCAACGAAUCAGUGAGUGAUCCCCCAGGCGACGCUGAGCAGAGGUCUGUUGGUUUCUUCUUCAAGGACGAGGCGAAGGCGGAGGAAGAAAUGGCCCUGAAGCGAGCAGCGUUGAUGGAGAAGCAGCAGAAACGGACGGAAGAGUUCAGGAAGCGGCGGAUGUGGUUGGACGCGGAAAAGGAGCAGAAGAAAGAGGAUACCAGGCAACAAGUAGAGGAAGAGAAAGUGGAGAAGAGUUUUAUCAAGGAGGAGUAUCUUCGGCGGCAACAGCUCAAAAUAAUGGACGAUCUGGACAAGGUCCUGAGGGCAAAGGCCACACCAAGCAAAGGGAGGAAGCCCCGGCCCAAGUCCUCGGUGUUCCGUGACGAUUCCGUGCUGACUCGCAGCCCGGUGAAGGGUCUGCUAGGCUCCAGGCUAAACAAAGUGUACUCUCGAUCUACCCUCUCCCUGUCCACCAUGGUCAACGACUCGGCCAAUAGUCUCUCGGUCAAGAAAAGUCCAAGGGCGGACUCCCCCUCAGCGCUCCAGUCUCCCAGCCGGCUGGUGGGGAAUCAGAACGGCGAGAAAGACUGGGAGAACGCGUCGACUGCAUCAUCGCCAGCGUCCAUACCAGAGUACACAGGUCCCAAGCUGUACAAGGAGCCCAGUGCCAAGUCAAAUAAAUUCAUCAUCCAAAAUGCGAUCACUCGGUGCUGCCUGGCGGGAAGGGUGAACGAGCCCCAGAAGAACAAGAUAUUGGAGGAAGUGGAGAAGAGCAAGUCGAAUCAUUUCCUGAUCCUGUUCCGUGACCAAAGCUGCCAGUUCCGGGCAGUGUACGCCUUCUUGCCAGACUCCGAGGAUAUGCAUCGCGUGGCCGGCGUCGGGCCCAAACUGAUCACUAAGAACAUGAUCGAGGGGAUCUACAAGUACAACUCUGACCGCAAGCAGUUCACCCAGAUCCCCAGUAAGACACUCUCUGCCAGUGUCGAUGCUGUCACUAUCCAGGGCCACUUGUGGCAGACCAAGAGGCCGGGGACCCCCAAGAAACCAGGACCGUCCAAAUGAUGGGCUCCCUCUCCCACCGCCGCUCCCUCCUGCAACCCACCCCCCCACCCCAAACCCUGCACAGACAGACGACUUCCAGGGCCCUGGUUUGCCAAUUGUUUUUGUCCCCCUCAAUGCCGACUUGUCUGUCUAUCUCCCUCUGUUUUUUUAUUUCUAAUAUUUUUCACGGGUGAGUCAACCAUGCUGGGGCCUUUUUUUGCCAUCUCUGCAUGCUACCCGUCGCUCGCCUGGCCCAUCGCAAACAAAAGCGUGUCGCUGGUUUUGGUUGGGAGUGUACCCGUCCUGGGAAGGAGUUACGAGCCCGGUUCCCUGUCACCCAGUGGAAUCCGCGCCAAUGGGUCUAUCGAGCGAUGGCGUCGAGAGGUUACGGUGACGCUGUUGUGUCUGAAGUUCGAAACUCCGAUGAGGCAAGGACUUGCGGAUGGGUCAAAAUGUGUUUUUUUUUAAAAAAAAAGCAAAGAUAAAUAAAUUAGAUGUACAAAUUUUUGAGGUAAAAUUCCAGAAGGUUACUACUGAUGAUCGAAAUGUUGUGUCUGUAUAUAAUGGAGUUAUUUAAAUGAUUUAGCAGUUUGUAUAGAUGAAAUAUUUAAGGUACUCUUGUCACUUCUGAAACCAUGAUUGGGAGGUAGUAACGUCGUUUGCAAGUUACUGUAAAGAACUUGCUGCGGUAUUUGAGUACGAUCUGAGUUGAGGUUGUAUUAACUACUCAAAUAAUCACCAAAACUUGCCUGCUUUUGUGAAACAAAUGAGGAAAGUAUCUUGAAUCAAUCGCUUAAUAAACUCUGCAUUCUCACAGCGUUCAGUUCUGGCAUGAGGUGUAAAGGUCCAGUCCAGCUGUGCUGCCCUCCCCACACUAACUGCUUGAAUUUGCCCAGGAUCGAUCUGGUCUUUGUUUUGAUUAUGUCGAGUCUGAUUCAGAUUUGACCUUCCACCAUCUGGGUUUGGGCCUGGCUCCAAAGCUCACUCUAUGAAACCCCUCCAAAUGCAAACUGUCCUCUCAAUCCCAAGGCUGCGUUUGGUGAAUUUUCUCCCCUGGUGCUUUGGGGAUAUGUUCUGAGCUGGGGUCUCGAUGGUGAUCCUUUCUGAUGUACACUGCACCUUCCCGCUUCCCAUUGGAGCCUCUGAGCCGGCCAGGAAUUUACUUUGAACUUCUCCCCGAUGAAUCUAGUCCAGUUUCGGUUUGUAACGUGCAGGCUGAAGGUCCCAUGACAAUGUUUCUGUCUGUCUUUGUUGUUAUUUGGCACAUGGUAUCUCUGUUAAGUGUGCUGUGUAGAGGAGCUCAAAUCUACGCCGGCCUAACGCCAACAGCAGCAAGGAGCCCUGAUCCAGUAUAUCUCCAGUUUCUUAACCAUCAGAUCAGCACUGUAUUCACUUGGAGCCAGUUGUUGGAAAGUGACCGAAUUCCAUGUUGUUUGUUUAAUAUCUGUUACUUUUUUCUGCUGUUCCCCAUUCCAGAUUAAUUUCUGGUUUUCCAGGGAAGUAGCCUCAGCCAAUUAGACUUUGGCAACAAAGACUGAACUGCGCGCUCAAUGUUUCACAUGCAGGGACUUGCCUGGAUGGGAUUUCUGUGCUUUGUUGGUAUCUCUCAUUCCCCCUCCCUCCACCAUCUGUCUGUCUGUCUGUCUCUCUCCGCUUUCCCACAGUUGGAUGCUGUGCCAUUGUGUAGCAUUCCACAGAAGCCCUGCCAAACGUUGUCGUCAGUUCCGCUGCAAGGGAAUGGCCAGAGCUCUGAUGACUUUUACAAAUUUGAGGAGUUAAGAGACUCCUCUUCUGCAUCCUCUGUGGCGAAAGGGUCAAGUGUUUGCUCUGUGGACAAAGGAUUAGUUACCUAUUGCUUGGAUCCAUCUUGUCAAGUCAGUUUGUAAAGCCCUCUCCUAAGGGAACAAGCAUUAAGUGGUCUGGUGGCAUCUGUUAGGGCUGGGGCGGUGGGGUGAGACUGAAUUCUAUUUGGUGAAUGUGAGGUUGGUGAUCGCAGUUUGUACACACACACACACACACACACUCUCUCGCACACACACACACUCUCGCGCGCACACACACACGCACAUGCACACACAAUGAAGAAUCUUGGAAGUAAUUAUGCACGUUUCUUAAUUUUAGCAUUUCUGUUUGGCACUAGAUUGUUGAAGAGGUGACCUGGGUUGCUUGGGAAUCAUAAUAUGAAUACAGAAACCAGGCCAAAAACUGGGUCUCAGUUCUGGACUGUUAUGUCGUAUUUUUGACAAUAUUUUGGUUCGGCUUGCCACAUUGGAUCAGGUAGAAGGAGUUUGUUUUCCUUUUGUUUUAAGGCUCCCACUAUACACGACUGCUGCACUCAGGGAGCUGGUAAAUGGCUCACGGCCUGGUCAGGCUAUUGGAGUUACUCGGAGCACCACCAGUGUAGAGGGGUCCUCCACUUGAACGAGGAAGUCGGUGCCUUUUCCCCUCAGGCCGGGCCGUGUUUUUAAAGAGGUUAUGUCACCGCUUAACCAUUCUGGCCGGUCAGAUUAAUUGGUGCAGAUUGUUGGUCACCAGGAGGUAUUGGAGAUGACCCUAACCACCUCCACCCACAAACAAAAUGUGAAGCAACUUUGAACACUAGCAAACUAAGGUCCUGUGCCAUCAGCAGCACCAGACCUUUGGGUGUGUGCCCAUUUUCCCCAGUUAGCGUUUGUAUUUUCCACUGCCAUUACCGUCUUUGGAGUCAGAUGUUCAUCAGAUGCAAUUAUAAGCAUGCCCCUACCUCCCUGCGAGAGAGGGCAGUGAGAAUACAUAUUGAUUUUCUGCGUAACGACAGAAGGGCGUUCACUAAUAUGUACGUAAUGUACCCACCUUGCUGGAACUGGCUCAUUUCUCUCCUGCCGCCCCACCCAGUGUUGGAUUUAAUGGAACCUUUCAUGGUUUUGUAGUUGAAAAAGUGGAUUUCACUUUGCAGUCAUCCUGUGGGAUGAGGUUUCCUGGGUUUUGCUGGAAAAUUUUCACUCGAUGCUAGAAUAUCUACCAACUGUUGUAGAAACAUGCGCAGUGGGAAGAGACCACCCUGCCCUGCCCAAAAUGGGACCCAUCAACCAUUACAGUGAUGUUGCUAAACCCCUUUGGGGCUUUUGAUGAGCAGUAAGUUGACCGUAAAUAAGCCUGGACUAAAGUUCUUUUUAUUUUUAACCCAAUAUGUAACACUGUACAGGGUACCCUGCUCGAGAUAUGACCUUUUGGGUUUAAAAUGGACUCUGAUGUAUGUCUACAGAUGUGGGUCUUGGACUCUGUAAUAUUAGGAGGCGUACCAUGAGAAAAAUGAUCUUGGACAUUUAAUAAAAACGAUUUACCAAUUUACUAGAA
Messenger RNA from Chiloscyllium plagiosum (whitespotted bambooshark), 7984 nucleotides. NCBI's taxonomy places the organism in Eukaryota, Metazoa, Chordata, Chondrichthyes, Orectolobiformes, Hemiscylliidae. The record is from RefSeq and is a predicted model, not a curated record.